AUAGUUUGGUCGCAAGAAGUCGCCCCAAAGCGCACGUCUUUUACCCCUGUGUCUGUCCGUGCGUGUGGUUGUUCAUUCUCCGCAGUCUCCUCAUCCCGCCCGGCCGCCGACUCGCUGCUCCCGCCGUACACACACCCAGCAACCUGCCACUGUACGGAGCUCUCCUCUUUUCCAACAACAGAAGCACCGCAGCAUGUGAAUGGCGGCGGAAAGGGUCCGAGUUGUCCAGGAGGAGGAACAGGAGGAGGCGGUGCAGUCAUCGCUUCCUGCACGCAGUCAAAGCCACGUCCAAUUCCCACCCCGUCUUCUUGCACACACCCGGAGUCUCAGCCACACACAAUUUGGUGCGCCCUCGCAGAAGAAGCGCACCUCCCGCCUCACCCACAGCCUCUCCGCCAUGGCCCGCGGUGAGAACGGCGCCCAGGGGGGCCUGGCUGCAGCGGGGAAGAUGCUCAAGCCUGCUGAGGCACUCUUAGAUGCCAAAAUCCCUCAGCAGACCGACUUGAGUCAGAAGCUAUCAGUGUGCAACAAGCUGUGUUUUGCCAUUGGUGGCGUCCCCAAAGAGGUUGCAGCCAGCGCCACCGCCUUCUUCCUGCAGAUUUACCUGCUGGAUGUUGCUCAGAUCAACGCCUUCCAGGCCUCCAUGGUGCUGUUUAUCGGAAAGGCCUGGGGAGCUGUGGUGGAUCCUGUGGUCGGCUUCUUCAUCAACAAGACCAAGUGGACCAGGAUCGGUAGACUCAUGCCUUGGAUGUUGGGCUCUACGCCGUUCCUGGUAGUGUCCUACUUCUACCUCUGGUACGUGCCCCCCUUUGUUAACGGGAGGUUCGUGUGGUACCUCGGCUUCUACUGCCUCUACCAGACCCUCAUCACGUGCUACCACGUGCCUUAUUCAGCUCUCACCAUGUUCUUGAGCACAGACCAGCGGGAGCGCGAUUCAGCCACUGCCUAUCGGAUGACUCUGGAAGUGUUGGGCACAUUGGCUGGUGCUGCCAUCCAGGGCCAGAUUGUGGCCAGUGCCCACAGAUUGAAACACUGCCAGGGACACAACAACACUACUAAUGCAUUGAACAACAGUGGGGGGGCGGAGGUGGUCCGGAGUUUGGUGCGCUCUGAGGAGUACCUGUCACAUGCUAAGGAAGUUUACAUGAUCGCUGCUGGUGUCAUCGGGGGAAUCUUCCUGGUCUGCACUGUAGUCAUGUUCUUGGGAGUCAAAGAGAAAGAUGAUCCGUACGCACCAAGGACUGAGAAGCAGAUUCCGUUCCACCGCGGCUUCAUCAUGGUGAUGCGUCACGGGCCGUACCUCAUCCUUACCGCCGCCUUCCUUUUCAUUCUAGUGGCCAUUCAGCUGGUACAGAACAAUUUCGUCCUUUUCUGCACGUACGCGGCUGACCUGAGGGAACACUUCCAGAAUAUCGUGCUGACCAUCCUGGUGUCUGCAGUAAUAAGCAUCCCUCUAUGGCAGUGGUUCCUGCAAAAGUUUGGAAAGAAGACGGCAGCUUUUUGCGGCAUUACGGGGAUCAUGCCCUUCACAAUGAUGCUGGUGUUCAUCCCCAACGUGGUGGUGGCGUACGUGGUGGCUGUAUCUUCUGGACUCAGUGUGGCCGCCUCGCUCCUUCUGCCCUGGUCCAUGCUUCCCGACGUGGUGGACGACUUCCGGCUGGCCAAUCCAAACUGCAAAGGUCAUGAGGCGAUCUUCUACUCCUUCUACGUCUUCUUCACCAAGUUCGCCGCCGCCGUCUCACUGGGCGUGUCCACUCUGUGCCUGCAGUUCGCAGGGUAUGAAAACGGCGCCUGCAAGCAGCCGGUGGCUGUGGUGUACACGCUCAAGCUGCUCAUCGGCGCCGCCCCGGUGGCUUUCAUCAUCACAGGCCUCAUGAUCCUGCUCCUGUACCCCAUCACGGAAGAAGUGCGACUGCGCAAUAAGCUACACCUGGAUGAACUACGGAAACAAACCACUGUUUCCAGAAGUUCAGAUGGCUUGGGUGUGAUGUGACAUGGAAAAAUAUUCCGGACGUCGGAGAUGUAUUCCAGUGAUGCAUGCUGGGAAAUUGAUGGCAUUGGUGUAUAUUACACUGGGACUUGAUUUGUUUAUACAGUGAACAUUUUUUGUUUCAACAUGUACUGUAUAGCCAUGAUAUAAGAUUAUUUAUACAAAUGAAUGUAUAUCAGGGUUUCUUCCCCCUUUCUUUGCUGUGUCUAGUUGCUCUGCAACGCUGUUAUUUAUUAUUUAUGAAUUAUGUGACAAUGAUGACACAUUAGGGUUUGAUGUUGUAUUACUUUGCUGAGGAGAGUAAAGAAAAGCCAACAUGCUAUGAGAAAAAAAAAUCUAUUUUUUUAAAGAUAGUUGUGAUGUGUAGCAUUCUUAAACUACUUCCAUGUGUGUUGCGCUCCCUAAAGGUAGGAUGUGAUAUUAAACAUUCUCAAAGGGGGGAAUUUUGUGCCAGAAGUCCCCUCUAUAUUUAAUUUCCAUUAGUUGACGAUAAUCACCGUGGAUUUAGAUCAAUAUGAACAGCGUAUAUGAUGCUGAGACAAUCAGUGUGGUGUACCUGUCUCAGUAUUGAUCAAUACUGACGACAUGCCAAUCUGAUUAGUAAUUAAUGCCAAGGGCCCUGCAAUAAAACCCCCCUUUCAUGAUGA
Molecule: messenger RNA, 2637 nt
Organism: Syngnathus typhle (broad-nosed pipefish)
Lineage: Eukaryota; Metazoa; Chordata; Actinopteri; Syngnathiformes; Syngnathidae
Gene: mfsd2b
Product: MFSD2 lysolipid transporter B, sphingolipid
Exons: 15
Coding region: 200-1993 (597 amino acids)
Biological process (GO): carbohydrate transport
Cellular component (GO): membrane
Molecular function (GO): symporter activity; sphingolipid intramembrane carrier activity
Source: RefSeq, a predicted model, not a curated record